AUGUCAGAAGACAAGAUCACGGGAACCUUGGCUUUCACUGUCUUCACGGCUGUUCUCGGAUCCUUCCAGUUUGGCUAUGACAUUGGGGUGAUCAACGCACCUCAGGACGUAAUAAUGUCCCAUUACCAACAUGUUUUGGGUAUUGCGGUGGAUGACCGAAGAGCUACCAGUAACUAUGCUGUCAACAGCACAGACUCCCCACUCAUAGCCACGCCCGCAUAUGCGACCACACCCCCCUGGGCUGAAGAGGAGGCUGCAGGAUCUGUUCACCUCAUCACUAUGCUCUGGUCUCUCUCCGUGUCCAGCUUCGCAGUGGGUGGAAUGGUUGCCUCAUUCUUUGGUGGAUGGCUAGGGGACAGGCUUGGAAGGAUCAAAGCCAUGUUGGCAGCCAACAGUCUCUCUUUGACUGGAGCUCUCUUGAUGGGGUGUUCCAAAUUCGGACCAUCACAUAUCCUCAUCAUUGCUGGAAGAAGUGUAUCAGGACUGUACUGUGGGCUAAUUUCAGGACUGGUUCCAAUGUACAUUGGUGAAAUCGCUCCAACCACGCUCCGAGGUGCCCUGGGCACUCUUCACCAACUGGCCCUGGUCACAGGCAUUCUCAUUAGUCAGAUAGCCGGCCUCAGCUUUAUUCUGGGCAACCAGGAUCAUUGGCACAUCCUACUUGGACUAUCUGCCGUACCAGCUCUCUUACAGUGUCUACUACUCCUCUUCUGUCCAGAAAGCCCGCGGUACCUUUAUAUAAAGCUGGAAGAGGAAAUCAAAGCGAAGAAAAAUGAAGUCGAUGAUUGCUCAGAAGAACACACAGAUAUGGCUGCUGUGUUGUAUUACUUAGACAUAUUUUACUACUCAACCAGCAUUUUCCAGACAGCUGGGGUCAGCCAGCCUGUGUAUGCCACCAUAGGCGUGGGUGCCAUCAACAUGAUCUUCACUGCUAUCUCUGUACUGCUGGUGGAGAAGGCCGGGCGGAGGUCCCUGUUUCUAGCUGGAAUGGUUGGGAUGUUUUUCUGCGCCAUCUUCAUGUCUGUGGGCCUUGUGCAGCUGGAUAAAUUCUCCUGGAUGAGUUACGUGAGCAUGGCAGCCAUUUUCCUCUUCGUCGGUUUCUUUGAGAUUGGACCAGGUCCGAUCCCUUGGUUCAUGGUUGCUGAAUUUUUCAGCCAAGGACCCCGCCCCACUGCUCUGGCCCUGGCCGCCUUCAGCAACUGGUUUUGCAAUUUCAUUAUCGCUCUCUGCUUCCAGUACAUCGCGGAUUUCUGCGGGCCUUACGUGUUCUUCCUCUUCGCUGGGGUCGUCCUGGCCUUCACCCUGUUUACAUUUUUUAAAGUUCCAGAGACCAAAGGAAAGUCUUUUGAGGAAAUCGCUGCAGAAUUCCGGAAGAAAAGUGGUUCGGCCCCACCACCCAAAGCUGCUGUACAAAUGCAAUUCCUGGGGGCUUCAGAGACUGCCUGA
Molecule: messenger RNA, 1446 nt
Organism: Peromyscus eremicus (cactus mouse)
Lineage: Eukaryota; Metazoa; Chordata; Mammalia; Rodentia; Cricetidae
Gene: Slc2a2
Product: solute carrier family 2 member 2
Biological process (GO): D-glucose transmembrane transport
Cellular component (GO): membrane; brush border
Source: RefSeq, a predicted model, not a curated record